Adineta steineri is the source of this 3090-nucleotide messenger RNA. NCBI's taxonomy places the organism in Eukaryota, Metazoa, Rotifera, Eurotatoria, Adinetida, Adinetidae. The record is from the annotation of a GenBank genome assembly.
AUGGGAAAACAAAAAGGUAAAAAUGUAUCAACACAUGAGUUAAUGUUAACAACCAUAUCUGAUGUUGUUAAACAAUUAAUUGAUGCGUAUGAACAAGGAAAAGAUAUUGAUUUAAACAAAGUUAAAUGUAAAGCAUCAGCUAAAUAUGGACUCAGUUUACAACCACGUUUAGUUGAUAUUAUCGCUGCAAUACCAGAAACAGCUAGUGGUAUUGUAGUUGUUGCUGUUAUGUGUAAACCUCAUCGAUGUCCACAUAUUGCUAUGACUGGUAAUAUAUGUGUAUAUUGUCCUGGUGGACCUGACUCAGAUUUUGAAUAUUCAACACAAUCAUAUACAGGAUAUGAGCCAACAUCAAUGCGUGCUAUUCGAGCAAGAUAUAAUCCAUAUCUACAAACAAAACAUCGACUUGAACAAUUAAAACAACUUGGACAUAAUAUAGAUAAAAUAGAAUUUAUAGUUAUGGGUGGAACAUUUAUGUCAUUACCUGAAACUUAUAGAGAUUAUUUUAUUCGAAAUCUACAUGAUGCUUGUUCCGGUCAUACAAGUAGCAAUAUAACAGAAGCUGUCAAAUAUUCCGAAUGUAGUAAAACAAAAUGUAUUGGUAUUACAAUUGAAACACGACCAGAUUAUUGUCUUAAAGCUCAUUUAAGUGAUAUGCUUACUUAUGGAUGUACACGUCUUGAAAUUGGUGUUCAAAGUGUUUAUGAAGAUGUUGCUAGAGAUACAAAUAGAGGUCAUACAGUUAGAGCAGUAACAGAAUCGUUUCGAAUGUCAAAAGAUUCCGGUUUCAAAGUUGUUUCGCACAUGAUGCCUAAUUUACCAAAUGUUGAUCUUGAACGUGAUAUUGCUCAAUUCAAAGAAUUCUUUGAAAAUCCAGAGUUUCGUCCAGAUGGUUUGAAACUUUAUCCAACACUUGUUAUUCGCGGCACUGGUUUAUAUGAAUUAUGGCGAACAAAUCGUUAUGCUAGUUAUUCUCCAUCAGUUCUUAUUGAUUUAGUUGCUCGUAUUCUUGCACUUGUUCCACCAUGGACACGUGUUUAUCGUGUUCAACGUGACAUACCCAUGCCACUUGUUACAUCUGGUGUUGAACAUGGUAAUUUACGUGAACAUGCUUUAGCUCGUAUGCGUGAUUUAAAUUUGGAAUGUCGAGAUGUUCGUACACGUGAAGUUGGUAUACAAGAAAUUCAUUUUAAAAUAAAACCUGAACAAGUUGAAUUGAUAAGACGAGAUUAUGUUGCAAAUGAUGGUUGGGAAACAUUUUUAGCAUAUGAAGAUCCUGAUCAAGAUAUAUUAAUUGGUUUAUUACGUUUAAGAAAAUGUACAAGUGAAACAUUUCGACCAGAAUUAAAACGAGGACAAGUAUCAAUUGUUAGAGAAUUACAUGUUUAUGGUAGUGUUGUACCUGUACACGCCAAAGAUCCAUCAAAAUUUCAACAUCAGGGUUAUGGUAUGUUACUAAUGGAAGAAGCGGAACGAAUCGCUUUAGAAGAACAUGGUUCAUGGAAAAUUAGUGUUAUAUCAGGUGUUGGAACAAGAAAUUAUUAUCGAAAAUUAGGUUAUGAACUUGAUGGACCAUAUAUGUCGAAAAUUCUUGGUCCAGAACCGAUAUUUCCUAUGUAUAGUCAACAAAAUAACAACGCCGAAGUGGAUGAUGAUGGUCGAGGACCAAUACGCCAACCGCAAUACCAACAACGUUCACGAAAUUUCUAUCGUAAACGACCUGGUAGUGGACGACAAAAUCAAGACUUAGGUGAAGAUGAAUAUCGAGCAUCAAAUGACGAUGACACACAACGAUCAAAUAAUUCUGAUGAUAAUAACAAUCAAGACAAUGAUAAUAUGAAUAAUUUUCGUGGUCGUGGACGUGGUGGUUUUCGAGGAGGCUUUCGACGUGGUCGUGGCCGAGGACGUUUUAAUCGUGGUGGACCAUUCUAUGGAAAUUUUCGCCGACCUUUUUCACCUUAUUCAAACUAUAUGAAUGGACCCGGAGGUCACUUUGGACCACCAUCACGUGGAUUCUAUGAUGCACCAUAUCGUGGUCGUGGUGGAUUUAACCAAGGAGAUGGUUACAAUCAAGGAGGUGGCUAUAAUCAAGGUGGUUAUAAUCAAGGUGGUUAUAAUCAAGGUGGUGAUUUAGAUGAACAAGAGAAUUUCAAUGAUUAUCCAGGACGUGGUUUCCGAGGCUUCCGUGGUGGUCGUGGACGCGGUCGUGGCCGUGGUCGGGGUCGUGGUUUUGGACGAGGAGGAAAAAAUGAAGAUGCUGAUAAUAAUCAAGAUGAAAAUAAUGCCGAUCAACAACAAAGUGGUAAUAAUGAAAAUAAUACAAAUAAUACUAGACGUCGUAGUCACAAUCGUAAUCAACGCCGUAGACGGACAAAUGAUGAAGGUUCAGGCACCGAACAACAAAAUGAUGGUGCUGCUACUGAUGAUCAACAACAAGAUGAAAAUAAAGGUUCUGCUCGUCAACAACGUCCACGAUCGAAUCGUCGACGAAAUCGUAAUACGAAUGCAAGUCAAAGUGGUGCAGAAACUGAAGAACGACAACCUCCAAAACCUAAAGAUGAUGAAACAAUAGUUAAAAACGUUGUUCGUAAUAUGGUUAUUAAAGUAGCACGCCGUUUAGCACCAAGAAAUCGUCGUCGUAGUCAAGCAAAUAACAGAGAAGGUGGUACAAACAAUGAUAACCAACAAAAUAACCAAGAUAAUGGUGAUGUCGAUCAAUCACAACAACGAUAUCCAAGACGUGGUCGAGGUGGUUAUCGUGGUGGUCGAGGCGGUUAUUUUAUGGAUCAAGGUUACUAUGAUCCAUAUGCUAUGUCAUCUUAUUAUUACGGAGGAUACUACGGUGGUUAUGGUGGACGAGGAUAUCGUGGUCGUGGUCGUGGCCGUGGUGGACGUGGCCGAGGACGUUUUCGUGGACGAGGAAAUAAUAAAGAAAAUCAAGAACCUCAAGAUGAUCAACAAAAUAACAGUGAAGAAAACAAAAACGGAGAAUCAAAUGCAGCCGGUGACGCACAGCGUCAACAAACUAAAUCAACAGUAGAUGAACAAGCUAAUCAGUCAUCAGCAACUGGUGAUUCUAGACAACAAUGA